Messenger RNA from Talaromyces atroroseus, 1050 nucleotides. RefSeq lists its product as hypothetical. Gene Ontology annotation, biological process: chorismate biosynthetic process; shikimate metabolic process. Lineage: Eukaryota; Fungi; Ascomycota; Eurotiomycetes; Eurotiales; Trichocomaceae. The transcript has a single exon. Gene Ontology annotation, molecular function: shikimate 3-dehydrogenase (NADP+) activity. The record is from RefSeq and is a predicted model, not a curated record. The coding region runs from base 1 to 1050 and encodes 349 amino acids.
AUGCCUUCUGAUCUGUCCAUCGCGCUUCGCGACUCUUAUGACCAUGGUCUGCCUAUGUUCUACGACUCGACGUCUCGAAACAAAGAAUUUAAAAUCCCUCUCUUAGGCUAUCCGAUACAUCACUCGUUGUCUCCGGCAGUGCAAAACUAUAUGUACUCAACCAAAAAUCUGCCAUGGCAAUACUAUCUACUCGAGUCAAAGGAUCCUAAGGAUUUACUGGACGCUCUGGAUUCACAGGAUCCUUCCAAGACUUGCAUCGGCGCGGGGGUGACCAUGCCGCAUAAAGUAACCUUCAUGUCACACGUUGACGAGGUCACAUCUUCUGGGAAAGUAAUAGGAGCGAUAAACACAAUCUUCCUCCGUCGCGACAGAACCACCCGCGAAACGAAACGCAUCGGCACCAACACCGAUUCAAUCGGUAUUAGUAGAUCUUUCACCAGUAUUCCUUCAUCCCUGGUGUCUCCAGAAGCGAAAAGUAGACCUGGUCUUGUGAUUGGAGGUGGCGGUGCUUCUCGCAGUGCUAUUUAUGCUCUGCAUUAUCUCCUCGGCGUCUCAGAGAUCUAUUUAGUUAGUCGGCUGAAGUCUGAAACAGACGAGCUGAUUUCGUGGUUCACUCGAGACUCCUCUUCUGGCCCAGAGUUCAGAGCAAAGUUGCGAGGUGUGCAUUCUCUGGAAGAAGCAAAGGCACUGACUGCGCCAUAUUAUGUUGUUGGUGCCAUUCCUGAUUUGACUCCGCAAACCGAGGGAGAAAAACUAUCGUAUGAGAUCACAAGAGAGCUACUUGGGCGGAAGAAUGAAUCGGAAAAGGGCCUGCUACUAGAGAUGUGUUAUCACCCCAAAAUUCGCACAUCCCUCUAUGACUAUGCCGAGAACAAUGGGUGGUAUGUAAUUCCAGGAACCGAGGCAAUGAUAUGGCAGGCAAUCGCCCAGCACAUUCUUUGGACUGAGAGCGAGCUUAUCAAUGAAGAAGCGGUUGUUGAGGAUCUCAAGAAGAUCGUCUCUGAAGAACUUUUGAAACGGGCGCAGGAAGAGGGAAAAGUGAGCGUUUAA